Molecule: messenger RNA, 756 nt
Organism: Trichoderma asperellum CBS 433.97
Lineage: Eukaryota; Fungi; Ascomycota; Sordariomycetes; Hypocreales; Hypocreaceae
Source: RefSeq, a predicted model, not a curated record
AUUUUUUUUUUUUUUUUUUUGUCUUGAUUUUUUUCGACUUAGCGGCGGUAGCAGCGGUUAGACGUGCGGGAGGAAAUGAGUGGUGCAGGCGGCGGUCGGUGCCACGAGCCGGGGCUGUUGCAAGUUCCGUCGCAUGUACUGGUACCUGCGCUCAACUGCCCGUAUGCAGGCCUAGCGGGCGUGGGUACAAGUAGGUACUUGGAGAAUGUCAGGUUGUUUGCUUCUGUGCUGUGCUGUGCUGUGCUGUGCUGUUGUGCAGAGUCCUCGGCGUUCCAGGGCUCUGGCUGGAGCUACGGGCGCCCUUGCGGUGCCUGUACGGUGCGUUGGCGGAGGGUGGGCCCUGUCUAGCGCUGUAGCAACUCUCUGGGGGCGGGUUCAGCAGCCCAAGUCAAGGCGCCGUGACCGAUUAGCGAGCUUCGGCUGUGCCGCUGCAGCGACCAAAAGACGGGACAGUGGGCGCCUUAUGGGGAUCACGGAACGGAAGGAUAUAAAAUUAACAAUAAUCAAACAGCGAGAGGCUGAUCUUUGCGGGAGGAUAAGAGAACUAGAAUCGAUAAAUGCCGAAGGAAGCCGAGAUGAAGCAGGAGGCAGAGAAUGAAGAGCAGACAACUGAGAUGUAUCGUGGAGGGCAGAAAAGGAGGCAGCGUGUGAGGAAGAGAGAGAGCGGGGAAGGGUUGAAGCCUCUCUGAGCCUCCACUUCGAUGAGAGUGAUCACCACCGGGGCUCAAUAUGUAGGUACGAGCUAUACAGCAUGUA